AGUCUUGUGAUUGGCUAUUUUUCCUGUCAAUAAAACAUUUUUGAGGGCACGUAACAUGGCUGCUCCGCCUACUUUUACGUGCACUUUAAAGAACAGUGCCAACGCGUACUCUUCAACUUCAGGGUGUACUCAAGCAGAAAUCACUGCAGGCUUGGGAGAAUAUGCAGCUGCUCUUGUUGGGGACUCUUGCCCUGUUUGCCGGGGUCACAGUUGCUGUGCCUGCGCAGGAGAAGCGUGUACAUCAUAAGCCUGACCUCAGUGAUCAUGCUCACGAUGAUGCCCAUGGUUUUCAGUAUGACCACGAGGCCUUCCUGGGCAAAGAGGAAGCCAAGACCUUUGACCAGCUGAGCCCGGAGGAGAGCAAAGAGAGACUAGGAAAGAUUGUGGAUAAGAUUGACACAGAUAAGGAUGGUUUUGUCAGUCAUGCUGAGCUACACCACUGGAUCAAGCACAGGCAGAGGAGGUACAUUGAAGAGAACGUGGACAAGCACUGGAAAGAGUACGACCAGAACAAGGAUGGGAAGAUUGGAUGGACUGAGUAUAAGAACACCACCUACGGAUAUUAUAUGGAUGUAGAGUUUGAUGAUAUAGAUGAUAAGGCCAGUUACAAAGCCAUGCUCACUAGAGAUGAGAGACGGUUCAAUUCCGCAGACCGGGAUGGGGACGGUAUCGCUACAAGAGAAGAGUUCACUGCCUUCCUCCAUCCAGAGGAGUUUGACUACAUGAGACACAUUGUGAUACAGGAAACAAUUGAAGACAUUGACAAGAAUGGUGAUGGCAAGAUUGAUCUGCAGGAAUACAUUGGGGACAUGUUCACCCCUGAAAAUGGAGAGAAUGAACCAGACUGGGUCACAAAAGAAAAGAAACACUUCUCAGAGUUCAGAGACAUGAAUAAGGACGGUUUCCUUGAUGCCAAUGAAGUAUCUCAUUGGAUCCUCCCUGGAGAGGUGGAUCAUGCUGAUAACGAGGCCCGGCAUCUCAUUCACGAAACUGAUAAAGACAACGAUGACAAAAUCACAAAGAAGGAGAUUCUGGAAAAUUGGAACAUGUUUGUUGGGAGCCAGGCGACCAAUUACGGAGAGGAUCUCACUAAAAGACACGAUGAGCUUUAAUGCUAGCAUGUCUGGGUAGAGGGGAAGGGCAGUAUAUUUUGGGUGUUGGUGAGAAGAUAGGAAACUGAAUAUGAAAAUGAUAGCUAAUCUUCAUUGGCUGUUGGGUAGGAACAUUUCCAGGGUCAAAGGUCAGGGGUUAGGCUUCAAGCUUCUGAGGCCCUGUCCCAAAUGGCACACUUCAUAGCACUUUCGGUCUUGUGGACUUACAAUGGCUGCCGUGUGCACGUCCGUUAAGUCUACAAGACCGUAGGAUGUCCCAUUUGUCAAUUUUAAGUCUCAGAAGGGUGCUUGCGAGCGCCCCUUUUUGCGGUCGGUAUGUGCCCUCGAUGUGCACUUUUGCAGAGCCCGCACUUGUGCGAGCUCCGUGGCAGAGAAUUUCUUACCGACAGUCAUUCCAUUAUGACGGCAUUACGUCACAAAAGUGCGGACUCGUAGGAAGACCGUGAGUGUUUAGGGUGCCAUUUGGGACAGGGCCUAUGUCAAUGAAGAUAAGAAUCUUACUGAGACAGAUAAAUGUUUUAUUUAUUGUCAAACACAUUACAUUUUUGCAACAAAAUUAUGAUGAACACUUACAUUCACAGACACUCCAGCUUGCUUAUAUUGUGAGGAAAUAGACAUACAUCUUCCACUUGAGAGAUGCUCAGGAAUUCAGCACUGAAUACAGGGCCAGUUUCAGUAUUCAAUGUAACAGGCCUGUUUUGACUGUUACAAAGUACAUUUCACAUUAGCAGUGUGUGAUUUCACAUUCAGCAUACCACUCACAUGAAAAUGGGUAUAAAGAAAUGAAGCCAGAGCAAAAAGGGAGGGAAGGAGAGGCGGGACUCAGUAGGUGGGAGGAGACAAAAGUGAUUGACACUGUAUUGGUGGAACAUUUUUCUCUCUGUGAAUUCUAAAUAAAGCCAUGUUGGUUUUUUUUAAAUAAUUUUGGACUGGGGUUUAAUUUGUGUUCUCACAAAGAAUGCAUUGCAUUCUGAUAGGUGAUGUAGCUGUUACUCACAAAACCUUAUGAAAUAAUUUUUAAUAGUCACCCUCUGUUUCCAAACUAAAUCUUUCCCUUCUGCAUUUUCCAAAUUGUGUCUGUUUCCUUGCUUUCAUUCUCAGGAUGGUCGUCUCUCUAUCAGUGAGAUAAUGGAUAGAAUGGAUUUCAUUAAAGUCAGCACGAUAACUGACUUUGGGACGCUGGUAGAUCACGAUGAACUUUAACCCUGUUAUGACCACAAAAAGCCUUAAUGUCUCUUUAAACUAUUAAAAUAAGACAAAUGUGACUUUUAAAGUGUGUAAAAUGAAUUGUUUAUUUUUUUAAAAAUGCUGUAUAUUGUGUAAACAUAACAUGAUAGUAUCUUCAGGGGCAAAAAGAAACAUAACUUCAACAUUCACUCAAAUUACACCCCCCCCCCC
Messenger RNA from Ctenopharyngodon idella (grass carp), 2510 nucleotides. It is a transcript of the gene rcn3, whose product is annotated as reticulocalbin 3, EF-hand calcium binding domain. The transcript has 8 exons. The record is from RefSeq and is a predicted model, not a curated record. The coding region runs from base 162 to 1112 and encodes 316 amino acids. Gene Ontology annotation, molecular function: calcium ion binding. Lineage: Eukaryota; Metazoa; Chordata; Actinopteri; Cypriniformes; Xenocyprididae. Gene Ontology annotation, cellular component: endoplasmic reticulum.